AUGUUCUCAGUAGCAGGGAAGCGCGGCUUUACUAUUGAAUCGUUGGUGGCUAAAGAAAGCCCGUUAAUGGGGGAAGAACCGAUCCGACCCACUGCACUGAGCUACACAGCAACUACAGACAGUUUUCUAAACGCGUAUCAGAACCCAGCAGGUCGCGCGCUCUAUCCCAACCCAGAGGUAGUCUUCCCAGAAUCCGUCCAGCACGCACCCGUCAGCAUGCACCCGCACCAGCUCGGGGGCGCGCACCUUCAGCACCCGCACUUCUUCAGCACUCAGCACCGCGAGCCGCUCAAUUUCUACCCAUGGGUCUUAAGGAACCGAUUCUUUGGACAUCGGUUUCAAGGAAACGAAGUCUCGCAUGACUCUUUGUUGCUGCACGGACCUUUCGCCCGGAAACCGAAGCGGAUCCGCACCGCUUUCUCUCCCUCCCAGCUGCUGCGCCUGGAGCGCGCCUUCGAUAAGAACCACUAUGUUGUGGGAGCGGAGCGCAAACAGCUCGCCAACAGCCUCAGUCUGUCCGAGACUCAGGUGAAGGUAUGGUUCCAGAACCGUAGGACAAAAUACAAACGACAGAAGCUGGAGGAAGAGGGACCUGAGUGUACACAGAAAAAAAAGGGGAACCACCACAUAAACCGCUGGAGGAUUGCCACCAAACAGGCCGGAUCUGAAGACAUAGAUGUUACAUCUGAUGUCUAG
Messenger RNA from Trichomycterus rosablanca, 696 nucleotides. RefSeq names its product empty spiracles homeobox 1 (gene emx1). The record is from RefSeq and is a predicted model, not a curated record. The transcript has 3 exons. Gene Ontology annotation, cellular component: nucleus. Lineage: Eukaryota; Metazoa; Chordata; Actinopteri; Siluriformes; Trichomycteridae. Gene Ontology annotation, molecular function: RNA polymerase II cis-regulatory region sequence-specific DNA binding; DNA-binding transcription factor activity, RNA polymerase II-specific. The coding region runs from base 1 to 696 and encodes 231 amino acids. Gene Ontology annotation, biological process: neuron differentiation; central nervous system development; regulation of transcription by RNA polymerase II.